UGACAUCUCUUUACCUUAUAUACCUAUUACCUACUCUUUGUAUUGUAUAAUAUAACCUAAGUUAUAGAAAAAAGAUACCUACCUAGUAGUAGUAGUAGUAUUUAAAGUUUGUGAAUGAAUAUUUCGCCAUGACCUUAGACUUUCGAGAUUUCGAUAAGGAUUCAUCUGAUGAUAGCAGUAUCAGCUCUGAUGAAGAGUUUGAAAAUAAUGAUGAUAAUAUGUUGUUAAGUGAAGGAGAGGAUGAGGAAGAGCAGCAAAAUGAUCAAACCAAUCAUCAGGAUGGAAGCCAUGACAACUCGGAAGAUGAAGACGAAGUAGUUAAAGCUAUUAAAGCAGAAAAAAAUAAACUUCGAGACCACCCUCCGAGUAUAAAAUGUGAUGACUUUAUUGUAGACAUUUCAUUUCAUCCUUCCAAAAAUAUAAUAGCAUUAGCAAAUAUAGUAGGUGAUGUUAUGCUUUAUGAGUAUAGCAAUGAUGAAACAAAACUUGUAAAUACUCUGGAACUGCAUACAAAAGCCUGUAGAGAUGUGGAAUUUGAUAACGAAGGACUUGUUAUGUUUACAACUGCAAAAGAUAAAGCAAUCAUAGCAACAGAUGUGGAAACUGGGAAGUUAAAGCAGUGUUUUGAAAAUGCUCAUGAAGACCCAAUUUAUAAAUUAUUAGCAUUGGAUUCUAAUAAAGUUGUAACAGGGGAUGAUAGCGGUACUGUAAAGCUCUGGGAUAUGAGAAAACAAAAUGCUAUAUUCAGCCUAAAAAUUGGUGAAGAUUAUAUUUCAGAUAUGCUUACAAAUGAAGCUCAAAAGUAUUUAGUUUGUUCUGGUGGAGAUGGUACUCUAACUUCCAUUGAUUUAAAAGGAAGUAAAAUAUAUACUUCGUCUGAGCAGUAUGAAACAGAGUUAACCUGUAUGGGGUUAUUCCGAUCAGAGACAAAAUUACUAGUUGGUUCAUCAGUAGGCAAAUUAUAUUUGUUUAAUUGGAAGGAAUUUGGACUACAUAGUGAUGAAUAUGUUGGACAGAAACAUUCUAUCCAGUGCAUGAUACCCAUUACACAAAAUAUUGUCGUAUCAUCUGGAGAAGAUGGCAUAUUAAGAGCAGCACAUAUGUUUCCACAAAGACAACUUGGAAUUGUGGGUCAACAUAGUUUACCAGUGGAAGCCCUUGAUAUCAGUCAUGAUGGACAAUACAUUGCAUCUUGUUCACACAAUAAUGAUGUUAAAUUUUGGAACAUUUCGUAUUUUGAAUCAAUUGACAGCCUUAUCGACGUAAACCAUAAACAAAAUAAAAAGAAGGAUAUGAUGAAUAAUUUACCGUCAAGUAGUAUAAAAAAUGCUUCAGAUUUUUUUUCUGGUUUAGCAUAAGUUGUAUGCAAUUAUUAAUAAAAAUACUUUUUUAAAA
Molecule: messenger RNA, 1395 nt
Organism: Melitaea cinxia (Glanville fritillary)
Lineage: Eukaryota; Metazoa; Arthropoda; Insecta; Lepidoptera; Nymphalidae
Product: WD repeat-containing protein 55 homolog
Exons: 5
Coding region: 129-1358 (409 amino acids)
Molecular function (GO): protein binding
Source: RefSeq, a predicted model, not a curated record